This is a messenger RNA of Prosopis cineraria, 1224 nucleotides long. RefSeq lists its product as uncharacterized. The record is from RefSeq and is a predicted model, not a curated record. Bases 16 to 867 code for a protein of 283 amino acids. Gene Ontology annotation, cellular component: cytoplasm. The transcript has 5 exons. NCBI's taxonomy places the organism in Eukaryota, Viridiplantae, Streptophyta, Magnoliopsida, Fabales, Fabaceae.
GUUUGAGGAUGAAUUAUGGGCAUGAAGCCCAUCCCAUCCCUAGAAGAUGCAUUUAAUAUGAUCAGGUAUGAGGAAAGUCAUAAAGAACUUAUUCAUAAUUCUUCAUCUACUCUUUCUAUUCUUCCUUCCUCAAGCUUAGAAGCCUCGGCCAUGGUGGCACGUGGAAACCAGGGUGGAGAGCGAAUGGGGAAGAAGCAUCUCAAAUGUGAUUAUUGUAACAAAAAUGGUCACACCAGGGAAUCGUGUUGGGAAAUUCAUGGGAAACUAGCCCAUAUAAAGCAACGAACUAAAGGUGAUAAGAAGGGCUUCAUAAUAAACAACUCUGACAAUGACAUGCUCAAUAAUGAAGAUCUCUCUGUCUUACGAAGAAUUCUAGAAAAGUAUUCUCAGGAAAGACCAAUUGAGAACACCCUUCUCAUUGCUGUACUCCAAUUCGAGUUACAAGAUGCUGGAUGCUGGACAGAUGCUGCUACCUUAGCUUCAACUCACUUAAAUGGAUCUGAUUAUGCAAGGGUGUUGCAAAGGUGGGCCGGGCAUGUUCUUCACAGUGAACAUAAUAUAUGGAGGGCUCUGAUCUUGUAUGUUGCUGCUGGUGCACUGCAAGAGGCAUUGGCAGCACUUCGUGAGGCUCAACUACCUGACACAGCUGCAAUGUUCAUUCUCGCUUGCCGUGAAAUCCGUGCAGAGUUAGUUUCCAAGUUAGGUAAGACGGACGAUGAAUCAAAUUCUUCCAUCCAUGAUAAGGUACUACACUUGUCAGGGUUAGAUCCACAGAAUGAAGAUGUCAUUGCAGUUGGUGAAUACUUUGGGCAGUAUCAAAGAAAGUUAGUGCAUCUAUGCAUGGAUGCGCAGCCAUUCUCAGACUAAGUCAAAGGAUCAGAUGGUUUCAAUAAACAGUCGUUGCUAAAAGUGUGUAUACUGGAGAGAAGGCAUGCGAAUGAAAAUGAUCUAGAGCAAUUUGGAGAGGCAGUAUAUCAGUUUUGAUUAAAACUAUUCUGAUUAAUUGCAGAGAAAACAUUCUCCAUAAAAGGUUUUUUUCUUGGGUUGAUUAUACUAUAGCAGCUGGUGUGUAAAUUUGUGCCUGCUGCGAAUUAUUUGUAAACGUUUCUGUUUGAUACGAUGAGUUGAGGAGGUUGGAUAUGCAGCUUGAGAAUAGUAUGCUAUUGUCAAUGAUUACAAUAUUUCCUUGCCGUUGUUGGAUAAUUGAGCAUUCUUUUUUGUUCA